AUGGCUGUGAAUCUUCCCACGCUGACAGUUUGCCUGCUUGGCACAGUAAUCCUCAUCAGAGCUGCAACAGCAAACACUUCUGCAUCAACCCCAGGAGCUUCCGCCGCCUCCGAACCUCCACCUCCGCAGCCCGAUGGCUCCACUGCAGACCCCGACAGCGCCACGCCCAUCAGCACAGAGGCCUCCUCGGACUCCUCGGCCACCUCGGACUCCUCGGACUCCUCAGCCACCUCGGCCACCUCGACCCCCAGCUCCAGCCCGCCACUGGAGGAGCCCUCAGAGGGUCUUUCACCCGGCGAGAUAGCUGCCAUCACCAUCGGCAGCAUCGCCGGUUCAGCUGCUGUGGGUGGCGGGAUCUUCGCUGCACUGAAGUUCACCGGGAAGGUUUAG
This is a messenger RNA of Myripristis murdjan (pinecone soldierfish), 390 nucleotides long. Its product is annotated as osteocalcin 2a-like. The record is from RefSeq and is a predicted model, not a curated record. Lineage: Eukaryota; Metazoa; Chordata; Actinopteri; Holocentriformes; Holocentridae. The transcript is spliced from 3 exons. The coding region runs from base 1 to 390 and encodes 129 amino acids.